AUGGAGAACCUGGAGAACCCAGCAAAUGUGGCGUCCUUCACUGCAUGGGAUUAUGUGGUUUUCACUCUGAUGCUGGUCAUCUCAGCAGCUAUUGGCGUGUAUUACGCCUUCGCUCAGAGGGGUCAGCGCAACUCCAGGGAUUUUCUGGUGGGCGGCCGGAGCAUGACGGCGGUGCCGGUGGCUCUGAGCCUGACUGCCAGCUUCAUGUCAGCCAUCACAGUACUGGGCACCCCAGUGGAGGUCUACUGCUAUGGGGCAAGUUUCAUCCUCACCUGCCUUUCAUUCAUCCUAAUGGUGGGGAUCAGCUCUGAGCUUUUUCUGCCGAUCUUCUACAGACUGGGAAUAACCAGCACUUAUGAGUACUUGGAGAUGCGGUUCAACAAAGCAACUCGGCUGUUUGGGACAAUGUUGUUUAUCAUUCAAACAUUGCUGUACACUGGACUGGUCAUCUAUGCCCCAGCUUUGGCUUUAAACCAAGUCACUGGCAUAGACCUCUGGGGUGCCGUGAUCUCAACUGGAGUGGUCUGUACCUUCUACUGCACCUUGGGUGGUCUGAAGGCAGUGGUGUGGACCGACGUGUUCCAGGUGCUCAUCAUGCUGACUGGGUUCCUAGCUGUCAUCAUCCAGUGUGUGCUGGUGCAGGGCGGGGUCUCUGUUAUAAUCAGCGACUCCACCCAAGGUGGCCGAAUCAACCUAUGGGACUUUGAUCCUAACCCGCUGAGGAGGCACACAUUCUGGACCAUCCUAAUUGGAGGUACAUUCAUCUGGACCAGUGCUUAUGGUAUUAACCAAGCUCAAGUGCAAAGAUAUGUGUCCUGCAGGUCCUUGCUCCAUGCCAAAAUGUCUCUGUAUGUGAACUUGCUGUCUCUAUGGGCUAUUAAUCUGUGUUCAGUGUUUUGUGGACUGUGUUUGUACUCGGUUUAUAAGAAUUGUGAUCCAUGGAUGGCUAAGAAGGUGUCUUCCCAAGACCAGCUGAUGCCAUACCUGGUGCUGGAUAUCUUGAGGGAUUAUCCAGGUGUUCCUGGCUUGUUUGUGGCUGCAGCCUACAGUGGCACUUUGAGCACAGUGUCCUCCAGUGUGAAUGCAUUAGCAGCAGUGACGGUUGCAGACCUGAUAAGGCCAUACUUCAGCUUGUCAGAGCAACAGCUCUCCUGGGCAUCAAAGGGACUGAGCGUUUUCUAUGGAGCAGUGUGUAUUGGGAUGGCUGGCCUUGCAUCACUGAUGGGAGGGUUGCUACAGGCAGCUAUUAGUAUUGUUGGCACCAUUGGUGGGCCUCUUCUUGGCCUCUUCACUUUAGGCAUCCUGUUCCCCUGUGCUAAUUCUAAGGGAGGAUUGGUUGGGCUGGUCAUUGGGCUAGUUACAUCACUCUGGGUGUGUAUUGGAUCCCAGAUCUAUCACCCUCCCCCUGAAAGUACAAGACCACUUGCUCUGGAAACACAUGACUGCAACUUCAGCAUGGCUGAGAAUGCCUUACUGAACUUAACUUACUCUAAACAGAUGGACCACAUCAACUCUGACCAGCAGGAACAAGCCCUGGACAGGCCAUUCCUGGCUGAUAAUUGGUACUCCCUCUCUUACUUGUAUUUCUGUCCUAUGGGGACUAUAGUUGCCAUAGUUGUGGGGCUGAUUGUAAGUUUGCUCUCAGGAGGUAGACGGCUAAAACUGGAACCAGGCCUGACAGUAAUAAAGGAGGAUUUAACCUUCUACAAGAUUUACAAGAUACUAAAGCAAAGGGUACGUGCCAGCGCAGAUAAACUUGACCUGGUUGGAGAGAAAGAGAAGAAAUCUGGUGAAACCAACUUGGCAUUUUGUGAUGUUGAACUCGAUAUCACAAAAAUUCAUCACAUAGAAUUCUCCAGGGUACUGAAGUGAACCAAGCUCAUGUUUCUUUCAUUCAGUCUAUCACACUGACUUAAAUCUGCCGUUCCCAAGUGUGUUUCCAAGUAAGCUUCAUUAGUUCUUCUGAUUUUUGACUUUUAUCUGCCUUUGUUGAUGACUGAUUAUGGAUGUGCUGCCUCUUUCAUCCAGUGAAACAACAUCUGACUUUUUACAUUUUUUUUCAAUAACAAACAUAAUGUAACGUUUGGUAAUUAGAAGGUGGACUAAAGUUUUACUGAAUGUUAAAUGACAGAUGACAUUUAAAUGACAUUAAAUGACAAAUGACAUUUUCCUGGCUAAAAACUGACAAUGCUACUUAAUUAAGAGCCGACUCUUAUUGAUGCUCUGAGCCAAGAGCCAAAGUCCCUACCAAACAAAUGGGUUUACUGCCCCUUUAAAGCAAUAAACAACUAAAGAGCUACAGCUCUAGUUCUCCUGUGUGGUAAAGUCGGUUCAGAUGUGUUUGAGAGUGUUUGAGAAUGCUGCCAUUUGGUGUUUGAUCAAAUCUGACAUGGCAAACAUUUAAACAAUUUAAUUCAUUCAUAUUCUUAGU
Molecule: messenger RNA, 2431 nt
Organism: Pygocentrus nattereri (red-bellied piranha)
Lineage: Eukaryota; Metazoa; Chordata; Actinopteri; Characiformes; Serrasalmidae
Gene: slc5a8
Product: solute carrier family 5 member 8
Exons: 15
Coding region: 1-1872 (623 amino acids)
Biological process (GO): propanoate transmembrane transport; sodium ion transport
Cellular component (GO): membrane
Molecular function (GO): organic acid:sodium symporter activity
Source: RefSeq, a predicted model, not a curated record